UAGAACUAACCUAACGAUCAGCGUUAGGAAACGACGCUUACUCUUAACCAACCUCUACCUUCCCUUCCGCAUUCCGCAAGACGAAAAGUUCAAAGUUUGGAACAAAGUCCUUCUUCUUCAUCUUCUUGACCUUGUCGAACACUCAAUUUUCCACUUCUUUCAUUGAUUCGAUCUUUCAUUCCUCUACCUAUCUCCCCAUCUUCAUCUUCAUUUCUCUCCUACCAAUGUCUCCGCCUUUCAUCGCUAAUGCCGAUGUUUCCCCCCUCAUUGCAUCUUCUCCGCCGGAGAUCGGCCGUGUUUCCACUGUCUAUAGCCAAGUCCAAGCCCACCGUAUCGAUCAACCUCUCCCUUUUCCCUCUGUUCUCAAAAACCCCUUCAAAAUCCUCGAUGGCCCUCCUACCUCCGCCGCCGGCAAUCCGGAUGAGAUCGCAAAGCUGUUUCCUGGUCUUUUCGGCCAACCGUCGGCACGGUUGGCGCCAAGUGAUUCCAGUUCAGUGCAGGUGAAUAAGAAAUUGAAGAUCGGAGUUGUCUUGUCUGGUGGCCAAGCCCCGGGAGGGCAUAAUGUGAUUUCUGGACUAUUUGAUUACCUACAGGUUCAUGCAAAAGGAAGCACCUUGUACGGUUUCAAGGGUGGUCCUGCAGGGAUCAUGAAAUGCAAAUAUGUAAAACUGACUGGAGAAUUUAUCUACCCAUAUCGCAAUCAGGGUGGUUUUGAUAUGAUAUGCAGUGGGAGGGAUAAGAUUGAAACUCCAGAACAGUUUAAGCAAGCUGAAGAAACUGCUCAGAAGCUUGAUCUGGAUGGCCUUGUUGUAAUUGGUGGAGAUGAUUCCAACACAAAUGCCUGUCUCCUCGCUGAAAACUUUAGUUGUUUUCAAAUUAGGAGUAAGAAUUUGAAAACCCGAGUGAUUGGUUGCCCAAAAACUAUUGAUGGUGAUCUCAAAUGCAAAGAGGUCCCCACAAGUUUUGGAUUUGAUACUGCUUGCAAGAUAUAUUCAGAAAUGAUUGGUAAUGUGAUGGUUGAUGCUCGAUCCACAGGAAAAUAUUACCACUUUGUACGGCUUAUGGGUCGUGCUGCUUCUCACAUCACAUUGGAGUGUGCUUUACAAACUCAUCCAAAUAUUACUAUUAUUGGAGAAGAGGUUGCGGCUAAGAAGCUUACCUUGAAAAACGUUACAGACUACAUUGUCGAUGUAAUUAGUAAACGUUCUGAACUUGGUUAUAAUUAUGGUGUUGUACUUAUUCCCGAGGGUCUGAUUGACUUCAUUCCUGAGGUGCAGCAGCUUAUUUCGGAACUCAAUGAAAUUCUUGCCCAUGAUAUUAUAGAUGAGGAUGGGUUAUGGAAAAAGAAACUUACUACUCAAUCUCAUCACCUUUUUGAAUUUUUCCCACAAGCAAUCCAAGAACAAUUGUUACUUGAAAGAGACCCACACGGAAAUGUCCAGGUUGCCAAAAUAGAAACUGAAAAAAUGCUUAUUCAAAUGGUUGAAACUGAGUUGGAAAAGAGAAGGCAAGAAGGUGCAUAUAAUGGCGGCCAAUUCAAGGGGCAGUCACAUUUCUUUGGGUAUGAAGGGAGGUGUGGUUUACCCACGAACUUUGAUUCAACUUAUUGCUAUGCUUUGGGUUACACUGCUGGAGCUCUCCUCCAGAGUGGAAAAACUGGACUAAUAUCAUCGGUAGGAAAUUUGGCUGCUCCAGUUGAAGAUUGGACGGCUGGUGGAACUCCAUUGACUUCGUUAAUGGAUGUGGAGAGGAGACACGGUAAGUUCAAGCCUGUGAUCAAGAAGGCAAUGGUGGAACUAGAUGGUGCACCUUUCAAGAAAUUUUCAGCGUUAAGAGAGCAGUGGGGUGUCGAAAACCAAUACAUCAGUCCAGGUCCAAUUCAAUUUGUUGGUCCAGCGUCAAAUGUGAUUAAUCAUACUUUGUUGUUGGAACUCGGGGCUCAAGCGUGAUCAUAUUUCACUAUCAUUCUCUUCCCCUCCAAAAUAAACUGUAUUGAACGUAUUGAUUUUGGUAUUUUUUCAUGCUUCUUAUUGAAACUUCUAUAUUUUUACUUACUAUUUACAGUGUUCACUAUACAUUAAUUUGUAGAAUAAGAUCUUUUGGAAUG
Molecule: messenger RNA, 2107 nt
Organism: Benincasa hispida (wax gourd)
Lineage: Eukaryota; Viridiplantae; Streptophyta; Magnoliopsida; Cucurbitales; Cucurbitaceae
Source: RefSeq, a predicted model, not a curated record